GUUAAGCGAGCUCGUAAAUAAUGUCGUAAAACUUUCCUUUUCGACAUAAUUAAAUUUUCGUCUCCCGGUGAAUAAAACAAUGGACAUACCGAUGGCAAACGCCGCGCCAACGGCCACAACCCUGCAGGAUUUCCGAACCACUUGCCGGUUGUGCUUUCUCCGCGGCCAACAGUUGGAGGAUUCGCUCGCGGUUGACCAGCUAGCAAGCAAAAUUGAGCACUGUCUCGGAAUUACGAUUUCACAAGACGACUUCCCGGCGACGUUAGUUUGCUCACGAUGCGUUACUCUGCUGAACCACUUCCACCACUUCAAGCAGCUCUGCCUGGGCUACGAACGCACCUUCCGGGACAUCGUCCGGAAGCAGCGGGAGGUCGUUCCGCCGGCGUACCCACCAAUGGUGGUUAUCAAACCGGAACCGCCCGAUCACGCGCCCAUCGAAUUGGAACCGCUCGAGUUGAAGCAGGAAACGACUUUUGACGACGAAGCGCUUCCGUCAACAUCGAGCUACGUUCCUGCCUUGAAACCGGUUAAAAUUGAAAAUCUGCAGGAGAAUGGCGCGGUUGCGCGUCAAUCAGGGAAGCGUUCGCGGAACUUGAACGACGCGUCCGCGUCGGAGAUUCCCUCGGAACCGCUGCGGAUGGUUUACGACGGCCAUCGGUACACGCUGGUCGAGUUCUUCCCGGAUGGGACGUGCUUCUGGCGGUGCUGGGGCUACACCUGCAAGAAGUUGCUGCAUGUGAGUCCCGAGGGACGGAUUUACACGCGGAAGGACAGCGUCGAGCACUCGCAUCCGGCCUGCAUCGCGAGGGUUAGUGAGGUUGCGGUUGAGGGUCGGCGGGAGUUGUUUGCGGUUUUUGACGAUGUUCACGCUUGCACGAUGAUGGUGUUUAGGAACGCGCUGUGGGGGGUGGUUCCGGGGGAUGGGUGCUUCAUCGCGACCUGUCGGGAGAUUGUGGCAGCGGAAAGGAGGACGUGCGGGGCGAAGAUCCGGAUUCAGGUGGGGUACGCGAGCUUUGAGUUUGUAACGGCGAAGUGUGCAGGACACGGGAUGGAGUUGCAAUACUUGAUCCGGAGGACGGCGGAGCCGUUGGAGGGGGACGUGAUCGUGUGGGACGAGUUCCGGCGGAAGUAUCCGUUCUACCUGUCGGAUGGAAGCAUUUUGAACGAGAGCCGCUACUUGCACAUGUACGUCGGAGGAUUUCGCUACACGAAUCAGAGUUUGCUGUGGACUGGCGGGUCGUUACUGCGGUGCGCGCAGCAAAAGUGUCCGGCGAAGGGCCGGUUAAUGACCAGUGGACUGUUUGUGGCGCCGACCCAUCCACACGAGGUGGCGGAACAUCUGCAGGGGACAAUCUGGAGCGUGAAGCGCCAACAGCAGGACCGAUUCUUCGUUCACAUCACGCAGAAGAAGACGAUGGCUACGCUGCACUACAACACGUACAGCUAUGCCCUGCGGGACGAACGCCGGAACGUGUGGUGCUGCUACCCGGACAGCUGCAACGCGUCCUUACGAAUCGAGGGAGAUUUCGAACGGAUCGUGGAAGAGAUCGAGCAUACUCACGACGGAACGCUGACCGUGAUCCGGGACGAUGAAACUCCGGAAAGCGAAUUGGUCUUGUCACCGGCAAAAGGCAACCGGAAGCGACCUCGAGACGCGUCCGCGUCUACCGUGGAAGAAGUACGAGCUCCCUGCGAGCUCGACGCCUCAACAAGUUCCCCCAAACUUGCCACAAUCCUCCAACUCUUAGUCAAGAAAACGGCCAAACAGCUUGAAUACACAGCCCCAAGAACAAACCCUCUCCUGCACCACUUCAACGGCCACACGUACAACAAACUAACCAUCCAACCAAACGGCACCACCAAACUCGAGUGCAACAAGUUCCGCUGCCCCGGCCGAACCGUCCUCAACACCACCAACCAAACCGUGCUCUCCGCCACGGAACAUUCCCACCCGAAAACCUUCACCACCUACGGAACCAUCCAGGACGUGGCCACCGGCACCAAUCUCCUCUACAUCUUCAUCAACGGAACCCAAAAGAAGAACGUCACCUACUUCGUGUGCAACGGCUUCCGCUACAACUGCCUCGCCAAGGGCUCAGUUCGCGAAGCCAACUCCGAGUGGGUCUGCGCCAAGUGCACCGUCCGGAUCAUGCUCAGCGACGGCUUCUCAACGAUCGAGCAAAGCUCGACCCACAAUCACGAACCCACCGACCUGAUCAUCCCAUCCUCCUCCGAAGGAGAAGGAGAACCCCCCUCCGAAGCAACCCCAAGCUUCGACGAGGUGAUCUGGGGCGACCACCGGUACACCUCCGCAAUCCACAUGCGCCGCCAGAACCGCAUCAAGUGGCAGUGCUGCCAGCGGAAGGACUGCCGCGGCGCCAUCUUCCAGUGCACGGACGGAACGUUCGAGGUGGUAACGCCGCACGAUCACGAGGGUCCCGUGCAGUGCUUGGGGGAGGCGCGGUUCGAUCGGGACCAGAAGGUGGCGGAUCGGUACGCGAUCUUGAAGGCAGGCGAACGGCCCAAGUGUCGGACGUUGAUCUUUCGCAGUCAGAAGUAUCUCGAGGGCAGCGGGAAUGAGUGGGUUUGUGUGAGGAAGUUGUGCAGUGGGAAGCUGGUGGCGAGCGCGGACUUUGGGAUGUUACAAUUGGUGGAGGGGCACUGCCAUCAGCCGAUGAAUACCGCGAUUAGGUUCCACGACGAAAGUUAGAUUGUAAGUGGAGUAAGGAAUCCAGUGUUACCAUCUUCUUCUUCUUCUAUCUAUAUAUAUAAAAAAUUUCGACGGUUUUGUUCGAACGCGAAUCAGUUCAACACGGAGCGUCGGAUCGAGGUGCUUUUUGUUGCGUUGUGUUCGUAUAAGCCCAAGGAAGGUUCUUACGCUAACCAAUUGACACUUUGGCCACUCUGGAACCGAUUCCGGAGCAUCGGCAAACUGUAUGGAGAAAGUUACGUAAAGUCAUAUUUUGAUCACAGGAGGCUGAAUAAGCAAAAAUCAAAAAACGUCAACAAACGAAAAAAAAGGCAGAACGAAGUCUGUCGGGGUAAGCUUGUUAAGAGCGAGUUUUUCACCAAUGUGUAACAGGUCGUAUCGAGGUGCUCCGAUUUGAAUGAAACUUUCAGCGUUUGUUUGUCUAUACAUGAGAUGAACUCAUGCCAAAUAUGAGCCCUCUACGAUAAAGGGAAGUGGGGUAAAACGGGCUUUGAAGUUUGAGGUCCAAAAAACCUAAAAAAUCUUAAAAUUGCUCGCAUUUCCGUAAAACUUCAUCAAUUCCAACUCUCUUAGAUGCAUUCGAAAGGUCUUUUGAAGCACUUCAAAAUGUGCUAUAGACAUCCAGGAUUGGUUCGAAUUUUUCUCUUAGCUUUUGCAAAUUACUGUCAAAAAUGGAUUUUUUUAAAACCUUAAUAUCUUUUGGCAACAGCCUCCAACACCCAUACUCCCAUAAGUCAAAAGAUAGGUAAUUACAUGGACUAUAAGCCUACGGUGUUAACUUUUUGGCCAAUCGCAGUUUUUCUCAUAGUUUUUCGAUUUUUCUAGAACAAACAUUUUACAACGUUAGUUUUUGCCCUGUAGGCCGCCAUAGCAGCACUUUUUGGUCUCAAUUAUGUCAUAUUCGGAAUCCUCGGACAAUUUCACGUAAGUUAGAAGUAUUGGAGUUUUAAAUUUGAUUGGAAAAAUUGCCAUUUAGAAUGAAUUAAAAUAUUUUUUAACAAUUUGUUGGAUUAUGGGUAAAACAGGUUUUCGCCUACUUGAUACAGCAUUUGACGUAUUGAUCACAGGGUAAAUAAGAUCUAUUUCUUUUUUCAAAAAUGUUUUAUUUAAUUAUUUUUUAAAUCAAAAUUACAACUCCAAUACAUCUAACUUACGUGAAAUUGUCCGAGGAUUCCAAAUAUGACAAAAUUGAGACCAAAAAGUGCCGUCUUCUUGGCCUGCAGGGCAAACACUAACGUUGUAAAAUGUUUGUUCUAGAAAAAUCGAAUAACUAUGAGAAAAACUGCGAUUGGCCAAGAAGUUAACACCGUAGGCUUAUAGUCCAUGUAAUUACCUAUCUUUUGAUCUAUGGGAGUAUGGGUGUUGGAGGCUGUUGCAAAAAGAUAUUAAGGUUUUAAAAAAAUCAAUUUUUAACAGUAAUUCGCAAAAGCUAUGAGAAAAAGUCAAACCAAUCCAGGAUGUCUAUAGCUCAUUUUGAAGUGCUUCAAAAGACCUUUUGAAUGCAACUAAGAGAGUUGGAAUUGAUGAAGUUGUACGGAAAUGCGAGCAAUUUUAAGAUUUUUUUAGGUUUUUUCGACCUCAAACUUCAAAGCCCGUUUUACCCCACUUCCCUUUGUCGUAGAGGGCUCAUAUUUGGCAUGAGUUCAUCUCAUGUAUAGACAAACAAACGCUGAAAGUUUCAUCCAAAUCGGAGCACCUCGAUACGACCUCUAGAACAAACCGAGCAAUAUUUACAAAUACUGCC
This is a messenger RNA of Culex pipiens pallens (northern house mosquito), 4454 nucleotides long. RefSeq lists its product as uncharacterized. Bases 80 to 2710 code for a protein of 876 amino acids. Gene Ontology annotation, molecular function: zinc ion binding. The transcript has 2 exons. Lineage: Eukaryota; Metazoa; Arthropoda; Insecta; Diptera; Culicidae. The record is from RefSeq and is a predicted model, not a curated record. Gene Ontology annotation, cellular component: nucleus.